AUGCCUGGAUCCGAACCACGUACGCGACUGAAUGUCACAACAUUCAGACAUUCGCCUCUUAGUGACUUUUUGGUGCCCUUCAGAAAGGCCCAAAGCCAAUGGGUGGCUCGCUACAUCAUUGUGUUGUUCGCUGUUAUCAUUCGGUGUGCCGUUGGCCUCGGACCUUACUCUGGGAAGGGAACCCCGCCCAUGUUCGGUGAUUUCGAAGCUCAACGCCAUUGGCUGGAAAUUACUACGCAUUUGCCCAUCAAGAAGUGGUAUCGCUAUGAUCUUGGAUACUGGGGUCUAGAUUACCCUCCACUCACAGCCUUUCAUUCGUGGUUUUUGGGUAAGGUAGGCGGUUUGAUAGACGCGUCGUGGUUUGAGCUUGACGCGUCGCGGGGAAUUGAGGCUGAGGGACUAAAAUCAUUUAUGAGAAUUACUGUUAUUCUCAGCGAAUUGGUGUGCUAUGUUCCGGGGGUGUUAUGGUAUAGUCGCUGGAUGGGUCGCUUCUAUACGCAUAUUUCACCCAUAGACCAGACAGUGGUGGCUGCAGCAAUUUUAUUUCAGCCAUGUCUGAUUAUAAUUGAUCAUGGACAUUUUCAGUACAAUUGUGUGAUGUUGGGGCUGGCUUUGCUGUCUUGGGUGAGUCUUUUGUAUGACGAUUAUGCCAUUGGGGCCAUUUUCUUUGUUCUUUCCCUUGGAUUCAAACAGAUGGCUCUUUACUAUGCCCCUGUGGUUUUUGCAUACCUCUUAAGUGUAUGCUGUUGGCCUUUACCAAAUGGUUUCAAUAUCUUGAGAUUGUGUGCGGUGGGUACUGCUACUCUUUCAACCUUUGCGGUUCUGCUUGCUCCGUUUGUGCUUACUGGAGGCUUUUCUGAGAUUGGCCAGAUUCUACACAGAGUUUUUCCUUUUGCCCGGGGAAUUUUUGAGGAUAAAGUUGCCAGUUUCUGGUGUGCAACCAAUACCUUUGUGAAGUAUCGUUCUGUGUUUUCGCUUGCGCAAUUACAGCUUUUGUCUCUAGUAUUCACGUUGAUUGGUUUGCUUCCUGCGGUAGUGAUCAUUUUUUUGCAUCCCAGAAAACAUCUGCUUACUUGGGCAUUGGCCGGAUGUUCAUGGUCUUUCUAUCUCUUCUCUUUCCAGGUCCACGAGAAAUCGGUUUUGCUGCCUCUACUCCCAACCACUCUGCUGUUAGCUGAGGCAGAUCACAAUACAGUGUCCAUGGUUUCUUGGAUUAACAAUAUUGGGUUGUUUUCGCUGUGGCCAUUACUCCAGAAAGACGGACUUGCUCUUCAGUACUUUGUUCUUGGAGUUCUCAGUAAUUGGCUACUUGGAAAUCUCAACUGGAUCAGCAAAUGGCUGUUACCGGGAUUUUUGAUACCAGGGCCAGUCCUGGGUGAAAAAGUUUCCCGUCAGGAUACCCAGACAGUGAUUCACACGCAUUGGUCGUGGAGUGUUAUUGUCGUUACGUCUUAUAUUGGUAUUGCAGCUCUUCACGCAAUUGAGUUCUACCUUGAUCCUCCUCGAAAUUACCCGGAUCUCUGGGUCAUUGGGAAUGUAACGCUUUCGUUUGGGUGCUUUACGUUGUUCUGGUUGUGGGUUAAUUACAGGUUGUUCAUGAUGCGGAACAAAAAGCUGAAGACUCAAUGA
Molecule: messenger RNA, 1629 nt
Organism: Kuraishia capsulata CBS 1993
Lineage: Eukaryota; Fungi; Ascomycota; Pichiomycetes; Pichiales; Pichiaceae
Exons: 1
Coding region: 1-1629 (542 amino acids)
Biological process (GO): protein N-linked glycosylation
Cellular component (GO): endoplasmic reticulum membrane
Molecular function (GO): dolichyl pyrophosphate Man9GlcNAc2 alpha-1,3-glucosyltransferase activity
Source: RefSeq, a predicted model, not a curated record